AUGCAUCUACCGGUGGGUCCCGUGGGCUGCGGGGAGAAUUACGCCACCGUUGGAUCCCACGAAGGCGCCGGCCUCUGCGGCCCCUCACUGGCGCCGCUUCAGGGGGUGAACACCAGGUACCAGCAGGCCGAAGACGCCGAUCCUGGAGGUGGUGGAGGAGAGAUGAGCGAGGGUGCCGCCGUCGGCGAGCUCUGGUGGACCGAGAGGCUUGUCGGCGAGGCACAGGCCGAACAUCCCGGUGAACUGGUUCGCACAGGGUCACCGUAUUUUCUCUGCAGCCAAUUGCCGACUCACUGGCGGUCCAACAAGACGCUUCCGGUGGCAUUCAAAGUUGUCGCCCUGGGCGAGGUCGGCGAUGGAACUCUGGUGACAGUGCGAGCGGGUAACGACGAGAAUUGUUGCGCCGAACUGAGGAAUUCCACCGCCUUGAUGAAGAACCAAGUCGCGAAGUUCAACGACCUCAGGUUCGUCGGAAGGAGCGGCAGGGGAAAGAGCUUCAGUAUCACGAUAACCGUGUCAACGACGCCUCCCCAGGUGGCGACCUACACCAGAGCGAUCAAGGUAACCGUGGACGGACCAAGGGAGCCACGUUCCAAAACGAGACAGACACACAUCCCGGGGCUGGCGCGUGUUCCCGCGCUUCCUCGAGUUCCUGGACUGCCACGAGGGUCCUUCCACGACGCGCCGAGCCCCUUCACCCCCUAUCUACGGGACCCGGACCCAUACAGACGGAAUAAGCAUCACGUCGGCAACAACGUCACCGCGAAUUCGGUUAGUGGUGCCUGCACAAACCCCAACAACACCGACCCGACCGCAUCGCCCGCUUCCAGUACACACCUCGGGGCUACCGGCGGCUCCUCGGCUCAUCAGGAUUGCUACAAGCACAGCCCUCAACACGGCGAUACGAGCACAGGGACAGCGGAGUGGAGCUAUCCGUCGACGACACCGUCUUAUCCAGCGCCUCCGGUCAGCAGCGGGGGUUCAUUCUCGCCGAUACCUGGAGGGGCGUUCUCGUAUCCCGGUGAUCCCCUCUCCCAUCACCCGACCACGGAACCUAUGCCGUUACCCGCCGUUCUUCCCUCGGAGAACCAGCAGGACACCUACACGCCUAACUGCGUGUCCAUGUACCCAGGCCACGGGACCACCUCGUCUUCCCUGCCAUUGGUCCCAAGUAAGUCCAACGACCCAGACAUCUUCGCCGGCGGAGGAACGGGUAGUGGAAGUCCCGGCUACCAUUACGGUUCCUGGACACCUGGACCAGCCACGCCAGUUCCUGUCGCCUCGCACAACUACAAUCCGAAUUACCAGGGUUACUACAACAAUCCAAGCCAGAACUACAUCAGCCCAGCACCUAUGGUCCUCUAUCCGCAGCUGUACAGCACGGUGAACCAGAAUCAGAUCCACCUGCACCUGCAUGGCGACCUGACCGAAGAACAGGUCACGAUCGCUGGCAGCAACCUAACCAUCAGCAGCAAUAGGUUAGAGAUUGGGGUGCUGGGCGAGGAGAGCGAGCAGAGGAACGACGUCUGGAGACCCUAUUGA
Molecule: messenger RNA, 1542 nt
Organism: Dufourea novaeangliae
Lineage: Eukaryota; Metazoa; Arthropoda; Insecta; Hymenoptera; Halictidae
Product: runt-related transcription factor 3-like
Exons: 6
Coding region: 1-1542 (513 amino acids)
Biological process (GO): regulation of DNA-templated transcription
Cellular component (GO): nucleus
Molecular function (GO): ATP binding; DNA-binding transcription factor activity, RNA polymerase II-specific; RNA polymerase II cis-regulatory region sequence-specific DNA binding
Source: RefSeq, a predicted model, not a curated record